AUGAGGGAGCUUACGCGAGGAAAUAAAAGGAGACAUCAUUUUUUAAUCGGAGCAACUUUAGUUUUGGCUCUUUCGACCUAUAUCGAUCAGGCUCUGAGUUUACCUGUUGAUACUUUAAGCCAAUGGCCGACGUAUCCCAGAAGAAAUAUUGCAGCUCUUGCCAGAGAUGGAUAUCUUAAAAGCGCUUCUCCAGGAUUUAAGAGAAGCAUAUCAACGCUAGCUAAAAACGGCCAAUUGCCUACAUUCAGAUCUCCAAAUGGUGAAGCAGAUAAGACAGAAGAAGACGACGAUGAGGUUCAUGAUAAAAGAAACAUUGCGUCUAUAGCUCGUCUUCGUAGCUAUAGUGAUAAAAGAAAUAUUCAAGCUUUUGCUAGAGAUGGCUAUCGUGUUGGUAGGGGGCACUAUAAUCAGCCUAAUGAUAAGCGUAAUAUUGUCUCCAUGGCUCGCAACGGAAUGAUACACAAACGCGACGAAAUUAUGGGAGAUGAAUAUUAUUACCCAUUCUUUCAAAAUCCCCUGCCACCACUAUCGGAAAUUGAUGGCCCGUUCGAUAUGAAUGAAAUGUACGAUUUUCAACAAUCUAUGAAUCCUGACAUGCUACCCCCUUUAUCGCAAGUUUCCAAAGGUAGUGUUGUUCAGCCUUGUGGCAUAUCCAGAAAAUGA
Parnassius apollo (apollo) is the source of this 663-nucleotide messenger RNA. Lineage: Eukaryota; Metazoa; Arthropoda; Insecta; Lepidoptera; Papilionidae. The record is from the annotation of a GenBank genome assembly.